AUGUUGUGGGCUGCCAGAUUUGAGCACCAUUUGCUUGUCUGCCAUAUGUUUGAAAAUUUAUCUCUUCAUGACUGUCUACACAAGGCUUCCCCGCAGCAGCUGGGACUGACCACAGUGUGUCACAUCCUGCAGCAAAUGAUUUCUGCUGUCCACCAUCUCCACAGUCUGAGCAUUGUCUACCUUUACUGGAUGAGUAAAAACAUUCUUAUCAGUUGCCAGGCAGGAGAGUCAUUUUGUGUGAAACUGUCGAACUUCUCUUGCUCCGUGUUCCUGGACAGCUAUGAUGGCCACUCUCUAUAUCUAACCCUGCCUCCUGCUAUCAUGCCCCCUGAG
This is a messenger RNA of Candidula unifasciata, 333 nucleotides long. Lineage: Eukaryota; Metazoa; Mollusca; Gastropoda; Stylommatophora; Geomitridae. The record is from the annotation of a GenBank genome assembly.